Zasmidium cellare ATCC 36951 is the source of this 777-nucleotide messenger RNA. RefSeq lists its product as uncharacterized. The record is from RefSeq and is a predicted model, not a curated record. Bases 1 to 777 code for a protein of 258 amino acids. NCBI's taxonomy places the organism in Eukaryota, Fungi, Ascomycota, Dothideomycetes, Mycosphaerellales, Mycosphaerellaceae. Gene Ontology annotation, molecular function: hydrolase activity. The transcript is spliced from 3 exons.
AUGGCAUCCAACCCACCAGGAAAGUGCUGCACUAUUGGUGUUAAGCAUGAGGGCACGCCGACUGGCGAGCUGAAGAACAUUGGUGACGUCUCGACCUACUUCGCCUAUCCCGAAUCCAAGGAUACCUCCACCGCAAUCCUCAUCCUCACAGACGUCAUCGGCCACAAGUUCGAGAACGCCCAGCUCAUCGCCGACCAGUUCGCCGCCAAUGGCUACUACGUCGUGAUGCCCGAUCUCUUCGAGGGCGACCCAAUCCCCCUCAACCGACCAGCGGAUUUCGACAUCAUGAAGUGGCUCACGACUUCAGGCCCCUCCAAGGGUCACACGAAGGAGACGGUGGACCCGAUCGUUGAGAAGAUCAUCAAGGACAUGAAGCAGAACCAGGGCGUGAAGAAGAUUGGCGCGGUGGGCUACUGCUUUGGCGCGAAAUACGUCGCUCGCUUCAUGACUGGCGGCAAGGGUGUGGAUGUGGGUUACAUGGCGCAUCCUAGCUUUGUGGAUGCCGAUGAGGUCAAGGCUUUGACUGGCCCUCUGUCGAUUGCUGCUGCCGAAACCGACCAGAUCUUCCCCGCGGAGAAGCGCCGAGAGACGGAAGACAUCAUCAAGGACAUGUCCAUCCCAUACCAGAUCUCGCUCUACAGCGAUGUCGAGCACGGCUUCGCUGUUCGUGCGGACACCACCAAGGCGCCAGUAAAGUACGCCAAGGAGGCUGCAUUCCUGCAGGCUGUUGCUUGGUUCGACGAGUUCCUCAAGGGUAGCAGGAGCUGGGCCGCGUAA